Molecule: messenger RNA, 1644 nt
Organism: Cordyceps militaris CM01
Lineage: Eukaryota; Fungi; Ascomycota; Sordariomycetes; Hypocreales; Cordycipitaceae
Product: kynureninase
Exons: 3
Coding region: 1-1644 (547 amino acids)
Biological process (GO): NAD+ biosynthetic process
Cellular component (GO): cytoplasm
Molecular function (GO): kynureninase activity; pyridoxal phosphate binding
Source: RefSeq, a predicted model, not a curated record
AUGCGACGCCAACGGGACGCCUACAAAUUGGGUCCCUGGAAGCCUCCGCCCUCGUCUCUCCCUGCUGCCCUCAUUCCUCUCCGCCUUCCCGUCCCGAUUGGUGCCACGUGCCGUCGUCGCUCUCGCCUCCUCUCCACCACCACAGCAUCCGUAGCAGCACCAUCCAUGGAUCUGCCUGCUUACGUUGAGCGCCUCCGUGGCGGCGCCCCGGCCAAGUUCCCGGCCGAUGCCAACUCGCUCCCCUUUGCCCAGACGCUUGACUCGCAAGACGCGCUGCGCCAUCUUCGCUACGAGUUUGUCCUCCCGACCAAGACCUCCAUCAAGAAGACGGCCCUGGACGGCACCCUGCCUUCGACCGCUCAGACCAGGACAAACGGUGCUAGCACCACCAACGGCACCGCCCCGGAAGAGGAUCCCGAUGUCGGCAUCUACUUUGUCGGCAACUCCCUAGGCGCGCAGCCCAAGGCGGUGCGCCGCUACAUUGACGCGCAGCUCGAGACAUGGGCCUCGAUCGGUGUCAACGGCCACUUCAAGACGCUGGAAAACUCGCCCCUCACGCAGUGGCAGGACAUGGCCGAGGCCUGCGCCCAGCAGUCGGCCGACCUUGUCGGCGCCUCCCCCAACGAGAUUGUCAUCAUGAACACGCUCACCGUCAACCUGCACAUGAUGAUGGCUAGCUUCUACAAGCCUGAUGCCAAGCGCCACAAGAUCAUUCUCGAGUGGCGCCCCUUCCCCAGCGACUAUUACGCCAUCGAGAGCCAGAUUGUCUGGCACGGCCUGGACCCCGCGACCAGCAUGGUCAAGAUUGAGCCCGACGCCAACUCGUACAUGUCCACCGAGACCAUCCUGGCCGCCAUUGACGCAAACGCCGAUGACACGGCCCUUCUGCUGCUGCCCGGCAUCCAGUACUACUCGGGCCAGCUGCUCGACAUGCCCACCAUUACCAAGUACGCCCACGCUCGCGGCAUCGUCGUCGGCUGGGACCUCGCCCACGCCGCCGGCAACGUCGAGCUCCGCCUGCACGACUGGGACGUCGACUUCGCCUGCUGGUGCACGUACAAGUACAUCAACGCCGGUCCCGGCGCCAUUGCCGGCGCCUUUGUCCACGAGCGCCACGGCCGCGUCGAGUGGCCCGCUGGACCCGACGCCGCCCCCACGUACCGCCCGCGCCUCACGGGCUGGUACGGCGGCGACAAGUCGGUCCGCUUCAACAUGGACAACAAGUUUGUCCCCACGCCCGGCGCCGGCGGCUACCAGGCCUCGAACCCCUCGGCCCUCGAGCUCGCCAACCUCGCCGGCGCCCUCUCCGUCUUCAACAAGACCACCAUGCGCGACCUGCGCUCCAAGGCCCUCGUCCUUACCGCCUACGCCGAGCACCUCCUCGACGGCAUCCUCGCCGACGCCGAGGGCGACGCCCCGUUCCGUAUCCUCACCCCGCGGGAUCCGCUCCAGCGCGGCACGCAGCUGAGCGUCAUGCUGCGCGACGGCCUGCUGGACGACGUCACGGCCGCGCUGGAGCUCAACGGCGUGCUUUGCGACAAGCGCAAGCCGGGCGUGAUCCGUGUGGCCCCUGUGCCUCUCUAUUCCCGAUUCGAGGAUGUUUGGCGCUUUAUGCAGAUUCUGCGCGGCGCGCUGAAGUUGUAG